AUGACAGAUAUACGAGGCGCCCAUCUACCCAAGGAGAACGGACACAUCGCUCCGCCGAGCGACAACUUUCCCCAUCCCUCCGCGGGGAACAUACCCGAGGACACCCCGGUGUCUUCCACCAGUGAGUUGACCCAGACCUGGGUCCACGUAGCAAAGACGUUUGUUAUCAUCUUCCCCAUAUACGCAUUGGGCUAUUUUGAGUUCAGCUUCAGCUGGCUGUUGAUUGGACUUAUUCUCUUUUUCGUGUGGAGGAGAAACACUGGAGGGAAGCACAGCCGCCUGAGUCGAGCUUUCGCUUUCUUUGAGCGAGAUGAGAGAAGUAUCAAGCAGAGUGUUACGAUCUCUGAUUUACCACCAUGGGUCAACUUCCCGGACAUAGAGCGAGUGGAGUGGCUGAACAAGACCGUGAAACAGAUGUGGCCCUACAUGUGCCAGUUUGUGGAGAAGCUGCUCCACGAGACGAUCGAGCCGGCGGUGAAGCAGUCCAACGCCCACCUCAGCACCUUCUGCUUCAGCAAGAUCAACAUGGGAGACAAACCCCCGAGGAUCAACGGGGUCAAGGUUUAUACGGAAAACGUGGAUAAGCGACAGAUCAUCAUGGACCUGCAGAUCAGCUUUGUUGGCAACACCGAGAUUGACAUCGACAUCAAACGCUACUACUGCAAAGCCGGCAUUAAGAGCAUUCAGAUCCACGGCGUGUUGAGAGUGGUGUUGGAGCCGUUGCUGGGUGACAUGCCUCUUGUUGGAGCUCUGUCUAUGUUCUUUCUCAAGAAGCCGCUUCUGGACAUAAACUGGACUGGCCUCACCAAUAUACUUGACAUUCCUGGGCUCAACGGCUUCACUGACAAUCUGAUUCAAGACGUUAUCUACAACUAUCUGGUUUUACCCAAUCGUAUCACCAUCCCACUGGUCGGGGAUGUGGAACUGGCCAAGCUACGCUUCCCCAUGCCGAAGGGAGUCCUGAGGAUUCACUUCUUGGAGGCUCAGGAUCUGGAGGGGAAGGAUACAUUUCUGGGAGGGCUGAUCAAGGGCAAGUCUGACCCGUACGGCAUCCUGCAGAUCGGCAACCAGCUGUUCCAGAGCAAGGCGGUGAAGGAGAGCCUCAAUCCCAAAUGGAACGAAGUCUAUGAGGCUCUGGUGUACGAGCACUCCGGUCAACACCUUGAGAUUGAGCUGUUUGACGAAGAUCCUGACAAAGAUGAUUUCCUGGGAAGCCUGAUGAUCGAUAUGACUGAGCUGCACAAAGAACAGAAGGUUGAUGAGUGGUUUGACCUGGAAGAAACUCCGACUGGAAAACUCCACUUGAAACUGGAGUGGCUGUCUCUGCUCUCCACUCCUGAGAAGUUGGACCAGGUGCUGCGAAGUGUACGUGCAGACCGGAGCCUGGCCAAUGAUGGACUAUCCUCAGCACUGCUCGUGGUCUAUCUGGACUCAGCAAAGAACCUACCAAGCGUCUUCACAGGCAGCUUAGGCUGUGGAAACUUAAGAGAGAGGAGAGCAUCUGGUCUAGUCUUUUAUGAGAGCAAUACUUCAGAGUAUAGAACACUUUUUUCUGCAAAGAAGAGCAGCAGCGAACCAUGUCCGUAUAUCCAGCUGACCGUAGGACACAAAACACUUGAGAGCAAGAUCCGGUACAAGACCAAGGAGCCUCUGUGGGAAGAUUGUUUCUCAUUCUUCGUUCACAACCCCAGGAGGCAGGAGCUGGAGCUGGAGGUGAAAGACGACAAGCACAAAUGCACCCUGGGUAAUUUGACGAUGCCUUUGAGCGGCCUGUUGGCGGAGGAGGAAAUGACGCUGACUCAAAGCUUUACUCUCAAGAACUCCGGGCCCAGCUCGACCAUCAAACUCAAGAUGGCCCUGAGGAUCCUGUCCCUGGAGAAGCAGGUGUCCUCAGACCAGCCCUCCUGCGUCCGGGUCAGGAAGUCCAGUGUGCCGCAGCCGACCCCGGCACCCAUGCAGAGACGAUCGGCCUCGGAUUCCCCGCUGCCUCCGCCCACGCCUCCACCACGUACGGGCACCUCCACCCUCACCCUCCAACACAGGGACGGCGAGCCGUACUCAGCCAGCCCUCGCCGCAGCGUCUCCAACCUCAGCACCUGCAUGUCGAGCUCCCAGAAGCACCUGUUUCACAAGGAGUCCACGCCCAGUCUGGCCUCGGACAUCUCCCUGCCCUUCGCCACCUUGGAGCUUCAGCAAAGGCUUCGUCAGCUGCAGAAUGGCUCGGCCCCCAGCCAGUACCCCCUGGGUGAGGUCCAACUGACUGUCCGCCACAGCUCCCAGAGGAACAAGCUCAUUGUGGUGGCGCACGCUUGCCGUAACUUGAUAGCCUUCACCAAAGACGGCUCGGAUCCCUUCAUCCGCCUCUAUUUGCUGCCUGACAAGAGCCGGACGGGGAGGAGGAAGACGAGCACGAUGAAGAGGACCCUUCACCCAGUUUAUGAUCAGACGUUUGAGUUUAGCGUGUCCAUGGUGGAGCUCCACAGGAGAACUCUGGAUGUAGCCGUGAAGAACGGAGGGAGCAUCCUGUCCAAACACAAAGGGCUUCUGGGAAAGGUGCUGGUAGAUUUAAGUGGGGACGAUAUAUCAAAAGGAUGUACACAAUGGUAUGACCUGAGUGAAGACGGCGUGUCGUCUCAAAGCAUAAGAAGUAUUCAAGACUCCCUCUUCACAUAGUGAGCCCACGCUUCGGCUGUAAUAUAGUUUUCUUGUUAAUAAAAGGGC
Messenger RNA from Cyclopterus lumpus (lumpfish), 2721 nucleotides. RefSeq names its product extended synaptotagmin-like protein 2b (gene esyt2b). NCBI's taxonomy places the organism in Eukaryota, Metazoa, Chordata, Actinopteri, Perciformes, Cyclopteridae. The record is from RefSeq and is a predicted model, not a curated record. Gene Ontology annotation, biological process: lipid transport. Gene Ontology annotation, molecular function: lipid binding. Bases 1 to 2673 code for a protein of 890 amino acids. The transcript is spliced from 23 exons.